This is a messenger RNA of Vicia villosa (hairy vetch), 656 nucleotides long. RefSeq names its product MLP-like protein 43. Lineage: Eukaryota; Viridiplantae; Streptophyta; Magnoliopsida; Fabales; Fabaceae. The transcript is spliced from 2 exons. The coding region runs from base 114 to 593 and encodes 159 amino acids. The record is from RefSeq and is a predicted model, not a curated record. Gene Ontology annotation, biological process: defense response.
AUUGAUGUCUUUAAGAUAAUGUUAUCCGAUUUCUUCAAUUAAAUGCGUGGGGUUGCAUAUACCCUUUCCUCACAUCAACCUUUGUUUCUUUCUUCUCUUUUGUCUUAGGAAAAAUGGUGCUAUUUGGUAAACUUAGUACUGAGCUUGGGAUCAAAGCACCCAUUGAUAUAUUCUUCAAUUACUUUGUAACACAACUUCACGAAGCGCAAGUCCAUUGUGAAAGAGUUCAUCAUACCAAGCUGCAUGAAGGUGAAGACUGGCACCACACUGAUACAGUUAAACACUGGACUUAUGUCAUAGAUGGUGAGGUACACACAUGCUAUGAUAGUCUUGAAGAAGUUGAUGAACAGAACAAAAAAAUCACUUGGAAGUUAUUUGGUGGAGAUAUUGAUAAGCACUAUAAGGUCUUUAAGCUAACCCUUCAAGUAAUUGAUAAGGCUGAUGAUGGAACUGCUGUUGCUAAAUGGGCUAUUGAAUAUGAGAAACUCAAUGAGGAUAUUGACCCUCCAAAUGGAUGGAUGGAGUACCUUAGCAAAUGCACUAGAGAUAUUGAUGCUCAUCUUUCCAAGGCAACGACCGCUCGAAAAGAUUAAAGAAAGUCACAAAUAAAUAUAUGUAAUAGUGCAACCUUUGGGUUGGCUUAAUUAAGUGUUCAC